Messenger RNA from Sphenostylis stenocarpa, 543 nucleotides. The record is from the annotation of a GenBank genome assembly. NCBI's taxonomy places the organism in Eukaryota, Viridiplantae, Streptophyta, Magnoliopsida, Fabales, Fabaceae.
AUGGGAGAAGUGGAGCAACGAGUGCAGUUGCAGGAGGUAGAAACGAAGUUGCAGCAGCAUAUUGCGUUGGCGGAAGAGGCGUUGAAUAAAAGGAAGCGUUGUUUGUCGAAGCAGCUAUCGAUGUGUGUGGCACCGAGAGACAUUGCGUGGGAGAGAAAGAAGAAGCAAGAGGGGAGGACGAGGACGAGGACAAGGAGAAACAGUUUUCACGUCUGCGAUGACGUCACCGACGAUGACCUUCACGAGCUUAAAGGCUGCAUAGAAUUAGGGUUUGGUUUUAACGAGGAAGACGGCCAGACGCUCUGUGACACCUUGCCCGCUCUCGACCUCUACUUCGCCGUCAACCGCCAGCUCUCACCGGUCUCCACCCCUCAUAGCCGCCCCUCCUCUUCCUUUGGCAGCCCCACCAAUGCUCCUUCACAACCACCACCCGACUCUGAUUCUUGGAAGAUUUGUAGCCCAGGGGACGACCCUGAACAUGUAAAGACCAAGUUGAGGCAUUGGGCUCAGGCUGUAGCUUGUUCUGUAAUGCAGUCUCAUUGA